Molecule: messenger RNA, 882 nt
Organism: Nicotiana tabacum (common tobacco)
Lineage: Eukaryota; Viridiplantae; Streptophyta; Magnoliopsida; Solanales; Solanaceae
Product: putative LRR receptor-like serine/threonine-protein kinase At3g47570
Biological process (GO): protein phosphorylation
Molecular function (GO): ATP binding; protein kinase activity
Source: RefSeq, a predicted model, not a curated record
UUUUCCUUCUGCUUCAUGUCAAUACUUCACUACUGUUCCAAAUAUUAGCACUGAUGAAGCAGCUCUUCUUGCCUUGAAAUCUCACAUUUCUUCUUCAGAUCCUAACUACAUCUUAGCAAGCAACUGGUCUUCUUCCAGCCCAGUAUUGCAAAAGAUAAAGAAGAAUGCAGGUCAAGCAGAUCCGUCCCUGCUAAUAAGACAUGAAAGAAUUUCCUAUCAUGAAUUUGAACAAGCUACAGAAGGAUUCAAUGAAAGCAACUUGCUUGGUAAUGGGAGUUUCAGCAUGGUCUAUAAAGGGAUACUAAAGGAUGGUACUCUUUUGGCAGCAAAGGCAUUCAAUGUGCAAUUGGAAGGUGCAUUCAAAAGUUUUGAUACAGAAUAUGAGAUGUUGCGCAACCUCUGCCAUCGAAAUCUUACUAAAGUCAUCACUAGUUGCUCCACCCCCGAUUUCAAAGCCUUAGUAUUGGAAUACAUGCCGAAUGGAACAUUUGAAAAAUUGUUAUACAGUCAUAACUUAUUCUUAGACAUGUUGCAGAGAUUAGAUAUAAUGAUAAACAUUGCAUUUGCGAUGGACUAUCUCCACAAUGGCUAUUCAACACCAGUGGUGCAUUGCGACUUGAAGUCAAGCAAUGUGUUGCUAGAUCAAGACAUGGUUGGCCAUGUGAGUGAUUUUGGCAUUGCAAAAUUGUUAGGUGCAGGGGAGGUUUUUAUGCAAACUAGGACAAUUGCAACCAUUGGAUAUAUUGCUCCAGAGUAUGGACAAGAUGGAAUAGUAUCCACGAGUUGUGAUGUUUAUAGUUUUGGCAUCUUGAUGGUGGAGACGUUUACACGAAUGAGACCAAGUGAUGAAAUAUUUACUGGAGACUUAGCAUACGACGUUGG